UACUUCGAUUCAUACUCUUAUUCGCAUUCCUCUUGUGACUUCGUUUCUAAACGCAGAUUUUCUCCUUUUUCUAAGGUCUGUGUCGAUCCCAAAGUAGAGAAAUUAAACCUAAUUGUUCCCGUUUUAUUGUAGAACUACUUUUUUUUUUUUGAUAACUACUUUACAUAUAGAUUUAAGUCGUGAUCUAGCUGUCGAGAGGCUCUGUGCAGUUGCAUGAUUCGCAUACCCUUAGAAACGGGCUUUGCUUAGUGAUGUUUCGGAUGUGAGCUCUAUAUGCGAAUGUGAUAGAAAAAUUUUGUGGCAGUCAGGCUGAAUCAAUUUUAUGUUGACCUAAGAGACUUACGCAAUUCAAGAAGACCACCAAUCAUUCUGGAGGCAUGGUACGAUCUGAGCCUUGUGUUCUGUUCGCUCAGACCUUUGUUCAUCCUCAAUUGGACGAAUAUGUCGACGAGGUGAUAUUUGCUGAGCCAGUAAUCAUCACAGCUUGCGAAUUUUUGGAGCAGAAUGCUUCCUCAUCUUCUCAAGCUGUUUCUCUUGUCGGGGCAACUUCACCUCCUUCAUUUGCAUUGGAAGUGUUCGUUCGAUGUGAAGGAGAAUCAAAAUUUAAGCGACUUUGUAAUCCUUUUCUUUACACUCCUUCAGCGCCCUACCCUUUGGAAGUGGAGGCUGUUGUAACAAACCAUCUGGUGGUUAGAGGCAGCUAUCGAAGUUUGAGCUUGAUCGUCUAUGGGAACAUCGUGAAAGAUUUGGGGCAGUACAAUAUCAUUCUUGAAGGUCGUUCUGUAACUGAUAUUGUGAGUUCCACUGAGGGUAAUCUUGAGGACUUGCCAUUGGUACUGCACUCAGUUAACAGAACAAUAGAGGAAUGUCUAUCCUCUCUAGACAUAGUAUCUCUCCCCCUCGCUACUGUAGAUGUGCCUGUGGAAGUAAAGCGAUUGUUGCAGCUGCUGCUAAAAGUCUUUGAUAAGCUAGCUACUAGUGAUGUAGUAAAUAAAUUUGUGGAUACGGUAGUGUCUGGGGUCUCGUCUUAUGUCACAGACAAUGUAGAUUUCUUUUUAAAGAAUAAGAAUUGUCCGGCCGUGGCCAGUUCCGUAGAUUCUGGGUUAUUUCAUGAUAUAAUUGACAAGGUUAAGAAAGAUAUUCUUGAUCUCAAUGAAAUUCAAGAAUCAGAUGUGGCACUAGGAGUGUUCAGUUUUCUUGAAUCAGAGACUUGUUUGGCUACUUCACAACAAUUGGUUGAUAUGUUGAGCCCAUAUAUUCAGUUUGAAAGAGAUUCCUUAUGUACUGUCCUUCCACAGCUUUCAAAGGGAAAAGCCACUCUUUUGGGUUUAAGUUUGGCCUUCUUAUUAUGCUCUGGCCGAGAAGGCUGCCUCCAAUUUGUCAAUUCCGGUGGGAUGGAUCAACUUGUAUAUUUCUUUGGUCAUGAUGUUCAGAAUUCUACCACCAUUACAUUGUUGUUGCUUGGAGUUGUUGAGCAGGCUACACGCCAUUCAGUUGGGUGUGAAGGAUUUUUAGGUUGGUGGCCUCGUGAGGAUGGAAGUAUCCCAUCUGGGAAGAGUGAGGGCUACUGUCUUCUGUUGAAAUUACUUAUGCAGAAACCAUGCCAUGAGAUUGCCUCUCUUGCAAUUUAUAUUCUUCGUCGUUUGAGAAUUUACGAGGUUAUAUCAAGAUAUGAGUUUGCAGUGUUGUCAGCAUUGGAAGGUCUCUCCAAUUCUCAUGCGGCUGCAACUCAUAAUCUGGAUAUGCUAUCUGAUGCUAAGUCACAACUUCAAAAGCUCCAGAACCUGAUGAAGUCACUUGGAUCAGUUGAAGAUCCCUCACCAUCAGCCUACGCAGAAAGAAGUUUGGUUUCUGAUCAUUCGGAAGGCUGGUUGUCAUACAAAGCCACGAGUAAACUAACUGCUUCAUGGGCAUGUCCGUUUUAUAGCUCUGGAAUUGAUUCGCACAUGUUGGCACUUCUGACGGAGCGGGGUUUUCUUCCUUUGUCAGCAGCACUUCUCUCAAUGCCUGGAUUGCAUUCUAAAGUUGGAGACCUUAUGGAUGUCUUUACUGAUAUCGCAAUGUUUAUUGGCAACAUAAUUCUUUCAUUGAUGUUUUCACGCACAGGAUUGAGCUUUUUGCUACAUCAUCCUGAACUGACUGCUACAAUAAUACAAUCUCUGAAGGGAUCCGUCGAUCUGAACAAGGAGGAGUGUGUCCCCCUCCACUAUGCUUCAAUUUUAAUAUCCAAGGGUUUUACUUGCAGCUUACUGGAAAUUGGAAUAAAUCUUGAGAUGCAUUUGAGGGUGGUGAGUGCGGUAGAUCGUUUGCUCAAGUCGACACAACAAACAGAAGAAUUUCUAUGGAUUUUAUGGGAGUUGCGUGAUGUUUCUAGGUCUGAUUGUGGGCGUGAAGCUUUAUUGACGUUAGGUGUUUUUCCAGAGGCUUUAGUAGUCUUGAUUGAAGCUUUGCAUUCAGCCAAGGAUAUGGAGCCAGCAGUUGAAAAUAGUGGAAUUUCACCGCUUAAUCUAGCAAUAUGUCACUCAGCUGCUGAGAUUUUUGAGGUCAUAGUCUCUGACUCAACUGCAUCAUGCUUGCAUGCUUGGAUUGAACAUGCCCCAGUCCUUCAUAAGGCCUUGCAUACUUUGUCACCGGGUGGUUCUAAUCGAAAAGAUGCUCCUUCACGAUUACUUAAAUGGAUUGAUGCGGGUGUGGUUUAUCACAAGCAUGGUGUAGUUGGCCUUUUACGUUAUGCUGCUGUCUUGGCUUCUGGAGGGGACGCCCAAUUAUCAUCAUCAAGCAUCCUUGCACUGGAUUUAACACAGGCUGAGAAUGGUGCUGGAGAAUCAACAAAUGUCUCUGAGAUGAACGUCCUAGAUAAUCUUGGAAAAGUUAUCUUUGAGAAAUCUUUCGAAGGUGUUAACCUUUCUGAUUCAUCAAUUUCACAGUUGACAACAGCACUUCGAAUUUUAGCGCUGAUUUCAGAUAAUUCAACUGUUGCUGCUGCUUUAUAUGACGAGGGUGCGGUUACAGUUGUGUAUGCUAUCUUGGUCAACUGCAGCUUCAUGUUUGAGAGGUCGUCGAAUAUUUAUGCAGAUUAUCUGGUCGAUGACGAUCAUGGAUGCAGUUCUAUUUCUGACUUUUUGUCUGAACGUAAUCGUGAGCAAAGCUUGGUGGACCUGUUAAUUCCUUCCCUCGUCCUCUUGAUAUCUGUUCUGCAAAGACUACAGGGAACUAAGGAGCAGUAUAGAAACACCAAACUGAUGAAGGCACUCCUAAGGCUACAUCGGGAAGUCAGCCCGAAGCUAGCUGCUUGUGCAGCUGACUUGUCCUCCCAUUAUCCGGACUCUGCUCUUGGCUUUGGAGCAGUGUGCCACCUCAUUGUGUCCGCCCUUGUCUGCUGGCCAGUUUAUGGAUGGAUUCCUGGACUAUUCCACACUCUUCUUUCGGGUGUCCAGACGUCUUCUGUUCCUGCCUUGGGUCCAAAGGAGACCUGUAGUUUCCUCUGCAUUCUAACCGAUAUUCUCCCUGAAGAAGGAGUCUGGUUUUGGAAGAGUGGCAUGCCCUUAUUAAGUGGUCUCAGAAAGUUGGCGGUUGGGACAUUGAUGGGUCCACAGAAGGAGAAACAGAUCAACUGGUAUCUGGAGGCUGGUCCUCUUGAAAAGCUGAUAAACCAUUUGACUCCUAAUCUUGAAAAGAUUGCAAAGAUUAUCCAACAUCAUGCAGUAUCUGCAUUGGUGGUCAUUCAGGAUAUGCUUCGGGUUUUCAUAGUUCGUAUUGCAUGUCAAAGGGUUGAGCAUGCUUCUAUCCUUCUGAGGCCCAUAUUUUCAUCUAUCAGAGAUGGUAUUUUGGAUCAGUCAUCAACAAGAAACACUGAAGCUUAUAUGGUCUACAGAUAUCUUAAUUUUCUGGCUAGUUUAUUAGAGCACCCGCAUGCUAAGGGAUUACUCUUAGAGGAGGGUAUUGUUCAACUCCUUGUGGAAGUUCUGGAAAGAUGUUAUGAUGCCACUUAUCCAAGUGAAAACAGGGUUCUAGAGUAUGGAAUUGUGUCCGAGUCUAGUGUGAUUCAGUGGUGUAUUCCAGCUUUCAGAUCGAUCUCACUGCUAUGUGAUUCACAAGUGCCUCUCUUGUGCUUUCAGAAGAAAGAGCUAUUGGCCAGUUUGAGUGCAAAAGAUUGUGCAUUGAUUUUACCCUUUGUGCUGAAGUUCUGCCAGGUCUUGCCUGUUGGCAAUGAGCUAUUAUCUUGUCUCGGCGCUUUCAAAGACCUGAUCUCAUGUGGUGAAGGUCAAGAUGGUCUGGUUUCACUUUUGUUUCAAUUGUUUUCUGGUGCCGAAGAACCUGUAUCUGAAAGGUGGUGUGACACUCAUAAUUUGAGUCUCGAUCAACUAGAAAUGAAGAAAAAUCCCCCUUUUCUAUCUUGCUGGAUCAAGUUAUUGAACUCAAUUAAUUCAAAAGAUGGUUUGUCUAGUCUUGCAAUUAAGGCAGUAAACGUUCUGAGCGUGGGCUCCAUCAGAUUAUGCCUUGAUGGUAAAAGUUUGAACUCGAGGAAGGUUGCAGGACUAAAAUCCCUCUUUGGCCUUCCAAGUGAGUUUAGUGGUACAGACACUUUUAGAGAGGAAAAUAUUGGUUUGAUUGAACAAAUGGUGACAUUGUUGAGUUCAACGACUUCUGGAUCUGAUAGUUCCGAAACAGCUGAGAUGAAGCCCUAUUUGCAUGAGGCAUCUCGGUCGUUGCUGUCGUUGCUAAAAGACGGGAAUAUUGAUGAUAUUAUCUCCUGCAAAGGUGUUCUUGUUUCUCCUGGGAAUUUUGAUAUGGAUGAUUUGGACUCUGAAAACAUUGAGGACGAUCUCUAUCAAAGAGGACUUGAAGACAAGUUCUGGUGGGAAUGUCCAGAAACAUUACCUGAGCGUCUGCCCCAGUCAUCUCUCCCUGCGAAAAGGAAACUAUCAACUUUGGAGAGCUCUAGCAGGCGUGCUAAAGGCGAAAACUCUUCUGUUGACAUACCGACCCAAAAUUCAGUUCACCGGGCGCUGGGUUCUUUAUCCCUUCCUCCUGCUCCCACACGUAGAGAUACCUUUAGGCAGCGCAAGCCGAAUACCAGCAGGCCUCCCUCUAUGCAUGUAGAUGAUUAUGUUGCUAGGGAAAGGAGUGUUGAUACAGCUGGUAAUUCUAAUGCAAUAACCAUUUCUCGAGCAGGAUCUAGCAGUGGUAGACCUCCAUCUAUUCAUGUUGAUGAGUUUAUGGCCAGACAGAGAGAACGAGGCCAAAAUCCAUCCACCAUUGUGGUUGGAGAGGCUGUUGUGCAAGUGAAAAAUCCUACUCCUGCUAGAGAUUCUGAAAAAGUUGCAGGUAAACCUAAACAAUUCAAAGCCGAUCCUGAUGAUGAUCUACAAGGAAUAGAUAUAGUGUUUGAUGGUGAGGAGUGUGAAGGACCUGAUGACAAGUUGCCAUUUCUUCAGCCCGAUGAGAACCUUAUGCAGCCUUCUCCUGUCAUGGUUGAACAAAACUCUCCUCACUCCAUUGUUGAAGAAACCGAGAGUGAUGCAAAUGGAAGUAGUCAAUUCUCUCACAUGGGCACACCAGUGGCAUCUAAUGUUGACGAAAACGUUCAGAGCGAAUUUUCAUCAAGGAUUUCAGUUUCACGCCCUGAUAUGUCGUUGAUUCGGGAACCAAGCAUUUCUUCAGACAGAAAAUUUGUUGAGCAAGCAGACGAAUCAAAGAAAAUGGCCCCUCUAAAGAGUGCCGGCAUAUCUGAAUCUGUGUUUGUACCUGCUUACAACAUGCCAGGAUCUUCAGGACAAAAUUUGAUUGAUCCUAGAGUGGGUCCUCAGGGGUUCUAUUCAAAGAGUAGUCAGCAACACACGGGCCAUAUUCAUAGUGGAUUCAGUGGUCGGGGGGUUUAUGAACAGAAAGUGAUGCCAAACCAGCCUCCUUUACCCUUAGUGCCACCUCAAUCAGUCUCACCUGUGAUACCACAUUCCUCUGAUUCUCUUUCUAAUCAAUCCUCCCCUUUUAUUAGUCAUGGAACACAAUCUUCAGGAGGACCCAUCCGGCUUACGCCACCCCUCCCUUCAGCAAUGCCCCAGUACUCAUCUAACCCAUAUGCCUCGUUACCACCAAGGACAUCUACAACUCAAUCUUUUGGAUACAGCCAGGCAGGCGUAGGUACCACUGAACAACAACAGAGUGGGCCAGUCAUUGAUCAUCAGUCUGGCAAUUUAUCUGUUUCAGGUACCGGAAUGAUCUCUUACCCUCCCCACACUUUAAUGUCAGCCCAUAAUUUUAGCAGGCCAUCAUCUCUCCCUGUGCCAUUCUAUGCAAAUCCUUCGCAUCAAGGAGGUGAUAAGCCGCAAACUAUGUUGUCGGUUCCCUCCAUCCCUCAAUCACUAAAUCCACAGUCCAUCCCUCAGCUGCAAUCGAUGCAGCUUUCACAGUUACAACGCCCUAUGCAGCCUCCUCAGCAUGUUAGACCACCCAUACAGAUAUCUCAACCAUCAGAGCAAGGAGUAUCAAUGCAAAACCCAUUUCAGAUUCCAAUGCAUCAGAUGCAGAUGAUGCAACAGACGCAAGUCCAGCCGUACUAUCACACUCCUCAACAGCAAGAUCUCUCUCAGGUGCAGCAACAGCCACAGCAUCAUGCUGUUCAAGGUCAGCAAGGAGCUGGGACUUCUCAGCAACAAGACUCUGGAAUGUCAUUACAUGAUUACUUCAAGUCUCCAGAAGCCAUUCAGUCUCUAUUAAGUGACCGUGACAAGCUGUGUCAGCUUCUGGAACAACAUCCAAAGUUAAUGCAGAUGCUUCAGGAAAAACUUGGGCAGCUAUGAGGAGAUAGAGACUUUUCAGCAAAUACAUCACUUUGCUUACUAGUCGCUUUUCUAUUUCUGUAAUGUUUAAUAACAUGUACAUUGUUUCAGUUAAUAUGUAGACAAAAGCGGUAAUAGGUAUCGCUUUCUGUUGUUGUUUAGUCAUAUUCAUGUACAUUAGCAAGAAAACAAACUCCUCCUUCAAGUUCAA
Arabidopsis lyrata subsp. lyrata is the source of this 6993-nucleotide messenger RNA. RefSeq lists its product as uncharacterized. The transcript is spliced from 28 exons. Gene Ontology annotation, cellular component: RNA N6-methyladenosine methyltransferase complex. The record is from RefSeq and is a predicted model, not a curated record. Bases 378 to 6803 code for a protein of 2141 amino acids. Lineage: Eukaryota; Viridiplantae; Streptophyta; Magnoliopsida; Brassicales; Brassicaceae. Gene Ontology annotation, molecular function: RNA binding.